UGUAAUUACUCUACAUUCUCUAUGUGAUCCCAAAAUGUCGCUUUCUGUUUUGGUAUCAUCUUGCAAUAAAGGAAAUCAAUUUUCAUAAUUUAUCCAUGAUUUUGCGAAAUUAUAGAAAUCAGUUUGAAUAUAAAAAGUGGAAAUAGUAUUCACGUAGCCAUCAGCCAUGAACACUACAGCACCAACAUCGGCAGAUGCAUGUUUGAGUAUUGUCCACUCACUUAUGUGCCACAGACAAGGUGGGGAGAGUGAGAGUUUCUCAAAACGUGCCAUUGAGUCACUCGUUAAAAAAUUGAAGGAAAAACGAGACGAGUUAGACUCGUUGAUCACAGCUAUAACAACAAACGGAGCGCAUCCUAGUAAAUGUGUUACAAUACAAAGAACUUUAGAUGGCAGAUUACAGGUAGCUGGUCGUAAAGGAUUUCCACAUGUGAUAUAUGCACGCAUAUGGCGUUGGCCUGAUUUACAUAAGAAUGAAUUGAAGCAUGUUAAAUUUUGUCAGUUUGCAUUUGAUUUGAAAUGUGAUUCUGUUUGUGUGAACCCAUACCACUAUGAACGGGUUGUGUCACCUGGUAUAGAUUUGUCUGGACUGACUCUACAAUCAGGUCCAAGUAGGUUGGUAAAAGAUGAAUACACAGCAGGCCUUAGUGGAAAUGGUAUGGACAUGGAUACCGGUGAAUUGGUGACCAUCCAACAUCAUGCUACCAGCCCCCGCCACCACCACACCACAAUACCACACCAUCAAUUCCAGACUACAAAUAUAAUUAUUAAUCAAGGACAAACGCCAGAGGGCGUUCCGAACAUGUUUUCGCCGACACACGGACCGCGGCCGGCCGUGCGACCGGCGGGGGCUCCGCCCCAGUUGGCUGCCCCACAGAUGGGACAUUCGCCAGGCGCGUCGCAAAUGAUCUCCACGCACCCAAGCGGCGUUCAGAUGUCUUCUCAACACGUGAUGCCCGGAACACCACAGAUGGGUCCAGGCACACCACAAAUGGGUCCGGGUACGCCUCAGAUGGGGACAAACGUGCCGCAGAUGGCUUCACCUCGGAUGGCGUCUGCUCCCACUCAAAUGUCGCCAGGCACCCCCCAGAUGCCGAAUAUAAGCCAAGGGAUGCCCUUGCAGAGCCCCCAACUGAUAGCUAUGGCACAGCAAAGGGCUAUAGUUCCUAAACUAGAGCCACCUGAUACAAUGGACGCGAGGGCUAUGUGGCUACCAAAAAGAAUUAAUCAUUCUGCAAUGCCAGUAAGCAUGUCACCAGGAGGGACAACUCCAUUAAUAGAUGGCACCACCACUACUUUUUUCACAACUGAACAAACUACUGCUGAAACUCAGUUGACACAAACAUUACCAGCAGCUGCGGUAUCGGUGUCGGGGGCGACAGUGAGCGCGGUAGCGGGUGUGAACGCGGGCGUGGGCACGGGUGUCGGUGUGGGAGUGGGCGUGGGCGUGGGCACGGCGGCGGUAGGCCCGGAGGUGACGCAGGCGCAGCCCGCGCAGGCGGCGCAGGCGGCGCAGACGCAACAGAACGGCUUCAGCGCCGCCGGCAGCCCCGCGCCGCAGCCCAGCCCGCUACCGCACCGCACGCAGCACCAACAAGGCACGUGGACGGGCAACAACACGCUGACGUACACGCAGAGCCUAGCGCCGCCUCCUGCGCCGCCGCCGCCGCUCGACGCGCCCGCCCUCCACCAUCAUUACUUUAAUGGCAACCCCGGCGGUUUGCUAUCGAGUCAACCAGCGCCCGAGUACUGGUGCUCUGUGGCGUAUUUCGAACUGGACACGCAAGUUGGAGAAACAUUCAAAGUGCCAUCAAGUAGACCUAAUGUUACUGUUGACGGCUACGUGGACCCAUCAGGUGGCAACAGAUUCUGUUUGGGAGCACUGAGCAAUGUCCAUAGAACAGAACAAAGCGAACGCGCGAGACUGCACAUCGGCAAAGGAGUGCAACUGGACCUGCGCGGCGAGGGCGACGUGUGGCUGCGCUGCCUGUCGGACCACUCGGUGUUCGUGCAGUCCUACUACCUGGACCGCGAGGCCGGCCGUGCGCCCGGCGACGCCGUGCACAAGAUAUACCCCUCAGCUUGCAUAAAAGUAUUCGAUCUACGGCAGUGCCACCGUCAAAUGCAGACCCAGGCGGCGACGGCACAAGCAGCCGCUGCUGCUCAGGCCGCCGCCGUAGCCGGGCACAUCCAGCCGCAACAUGCUGGCAUCAACAAGUGUUUAACAGCGGCAGCAGGUAUUGGCGUGGACGAUCUUCGGCGGCUGUGUAUAGUGCGCUUGUCCUUCGUCAAGGGCUGGGGACCGGACUAUCCGCGGACCUCUAUCAAGGAGACGCCAUGCUGGGUCGAGGUUCAUCUACACAGAGCCUUGCAGCUAUUGGACGAGGUAUUACAUACAAUGCCAAUCGACGGUCCACGGAACAACAUUGAGUAGGAGUUGAUCGGCUUCUUUUGAGGCCUUCGAGCGAAUCACAAGACUAUAUGUGCAAUUUUGUGGACGACACGCGUCGCAGUGUAUGGCUAGUGAGGAUUGACAAGUGAAGUGCCAGUUAGUGAAGUUUAGGUUGUGUACUUUAAUAAAUAUACAGUGGUAUUAUUGUGUAAAAGAAUUUAGUAGGCUUUUGGAUGUUUUGCAACACUACAGUUACCAUUUUCCAUCAGGUAGGCCGUCAGCUUGUUUACAUAGUUGUAUAAAAAAUCAUAAUGUGAAAUUAUAAAAUGCAAAAUUAUAUCGCAUCUGCUACUUUUCUUUAUAUAUAUGUUGGAGAUCGCGGGUAAAAAUAAAAAAAAAAAAAUUAAACUUUUAUAUGUUUCAAAACCCUUUAUAAAAAAUCAAGAUCAAUCACUGCCAUCUUGAAUCUGUUUCACUCAUCACACUUAUUAUCAUUUUUAUUUCAUCCAUUCAUCUUUUAGAAACAUGUAUUUCCUCAUGUGUUACUACAAGUGGCAAUAAGUGAAAAAUCACACAUAGUCCCUUCGUUUGAGGUUAAUAGUGGCCCUUGUUUAAUAAUGACAUAAAAUCACUGUGAAUAUGAAAAAUAAUUUCACAAAAUGUUAUUGAAUUAAAAUAAAUAUUACAGCUUGUGUAGUUUGCACGAGAAUGUCCGCAUUCUCAGUCUUCCAUACAAAUUUAUUGGCGGAAACACGAAUGUGGCCGUAACGUAAAUAUUUGUACAACCUCACAUUAAGUACUCGGUUGUCUCUUUUAUUUGAUAAAAAAAAAAGGUUUAUCUGUUUGACAAUGUUCUUUUUUGUACAGUUCAUAAUGGCUAACAAUAUUAUGGUUCAUGGAAUGUAGAUAAUGGUAUCCACAUUCCACCUAAUGGAAAGUAGUAAGAUGCACCUUUAAACAUAAACAGUGUCACAGUUAUCAUAGAAUACACUGUGGUACCUGUGCUAUUUUGCGUAUAUUUUAUUCUUUUACAUAAAAAUACCACUAAUAUUAUAUGCUUUGUGUAUGUGUUACAUAAGCCUUUUAAGACAGUGCAUGUUUAACUCACUGUGAUUUUGUUUGUACGUACACUGGAUUACACUGUUGUGUUAGAAUAAUAUAUACUAUGGAUAUAGCAGUAUACUUACAAAGCAUAACAUCCAGAUAAAUUUAAUAUAAACAUGAAUGAACCAUCUUAAGUGCAAAAAAUUAUUUUUUUGAAAUAUUACACGAACCGUUAUUUUAAAUGUUAUAUACUAUAUACGUGUUUUAUAUACAGUUUUAGAUUAUUUUAUGUGACAAAAAAGGUAUAUACGUCCUAAAAGUGAGAAUAUAAUUCUUCAGUAAUUACCUUGGUCAUUUGGCAUGCAAAUUAUAAUGGAAAUUACGUAUUUUUUCUUUUUUAGUUUUUAAAGUGUUUAUUUACACUUGUUUGCCAUAAACUAGCAUUUAAUAGUUUGUUUUUAUUUUUAAAAAUAUAUUUUCUAUUUCGGCCACGUCUUCCAAAUUGUUUAGUUGAUUUUGUCUUCCAGUAAAAACUGGAGUUUUGUUUUGUAUUUAGGAUCGAUAGAACGUUAAAGUAUGGGGAUUUGACAAACAUUGCACAGUUUAAUAUGCAUCGCUCGUGUUUAAAUAAAAGGUGAACUGGGUAAUUUAUGUCUUGUAUUUAUUUAUACUAACAACUAAGUAGAUACAAUAUAGUAAGUAUAAAUGUAUAAUAUAGUCGUUAACAGUAUUGAGAUGGAACAAACAAACGAAGGGAUCUCACUAAAAUAUUUUCACAAAACAAAUUAAAUGAUAAUAUUAUGUAAGAUAUUAUUAUAUUUAUAAUAUUACGCAGUCGCGUCAGAUGUCUGUGUUGCUCAACGGAUCUGUGCACGGUGAUAUUAUUACAAGCAAACGUUAUACGAAUUUUAUUAGCAGCGAUACCAAAUUAAGGCAUUUUUGUACUAAAAUAAUGUAGAUUAAAUAUGACAAGACAUAAUUUACAGUUCAACUUGAAAGAAGCCAAAUGGGAUAGCUUUUAUUGUAACUUAAGUAUAUAUAAGUUAAGGUGGCGAAGUUAAUUUAUAUUAGGCGUAAGUCGCAGGCUCGGGUGGCGGCGCAUUGCGAGGCUGUUUGUUAGUUUGAUGUGCCUGAUUAGUGGGAUUGCAUGAAUCAUCGGCUAAAUAUUUUAGUUGCACCCGUUCGGUCGGCGUUCGGUCUGACGUCAACACGACUCGAUGUUGCCUUGCGGUAAUGCGGUAACAGUUAUUGGCGGAUCGAUAAAAUACGAUCCAAAUAUUAGGAUUCGUUUAUAAAUGUUUAAAUGUAGUUUCUCAGUAAAUAUGAAAUAGAGUUACUUACUUGUAUUUCCUGAGAAUACGUUAAAAAUUGUUCGGUUGUUUGCUGCGUUAUAUAUAUAUAUAUAUAUAUAUAUAUAUAUAUAUAUAUAUAUAUAUAUAUAUAUAUAUAUAUAUAUAUAUAUAUAUAUAUAUAUAUAUAUAUCUUCUGUAAUUCUUAUAAGUGACACGGAGACUUAUGGAACCGCGAAUUUUGAUCGGCAGCUACACGUUAGCGAUACAGCGACCGAAUCGUUGCCAGUUUUUGUUUUAUUAUUUUAUUAUUAAUAUAAUAAUAUUUUUUAUUAAUAUUUGUUUUAUAUAAGUAUAAUUUAUCCCUCACGCUCUGGCUGGCUAAGUUAACCACGGCGACGGUAUGGAUAAAUUUAAAAAAGAAAUCUUUUUUAUACACAACUUUUGUAUUGUUUCGGCAUCAUAUAUCUUGUAUUUUGUAAUGCGUAGUUCAUGCAAUUUAACUAAGUUUUUUUUAGAUGAUCUGUGAUGUGCUAACAAAUGUGUUUAAUAGGAAUGCGCGUAUCCGUUGGACUGUUUGAGAUACUUUAAUAAAUUAAAAAGUCACUCGUGUAGUAUGCCCAUUAUUUUUGGUGAAUGUUUAGAAAUAGUUGUAAGUAUAGAGUGAAGUAUUUUGUGUACGGAAUCGUAGCUGAUAUACAUAAGAUGUAUUAGUAAGGGUAUGGUGUUACAGAAAUUUGGUCUCUAGAAUUGACUUGUUUGUUCAAAUGACAUAGUUUUUUUUGUUAAGUUAAUGUAUGUAAUGUAUGUUUAUUAUGGUUGCGCUGGAAUCACUGAUUAGAGCGUUUUAUGCACAUAAAACUAGCAAUGUCUGUAUUACUUUUAUAUUUAAACAUAAUGAAUGAAUAAAAAUCUUUAUUGAUCUUUCAAACAGCUUGUUUGCCAUUCUAAGUUGUAUAAAAAUAUAUAUAUAUAUAUAUUGCUACAAUUUUUCCCUUUUAUUCUGAUAUGAAUUCUUAUUUAAAAAGGUUAUAUAUUCUAUGAUAUCGUUAUAUUAAAGUUAUUGUGAAAUUUGGAUUAUAACGUAAAAAAAAAGCAAAAUUGUAAACUUCAAGAUUAACUUUUAAUAGUAGAAUAAUGUCCGAUUUGUUCGAAGAUUAACGUUUUAGGUCGAUACAGAGACACUUUUUAGAAUAAGAAUUUUGAAUUAUUACAGAGUAUUGAAUUUUUUUUUUUUAAUAAAUUAUACAGAUAUUGCCAGUAUUAUGGUGCUCUGAAAUAUUUGAGAUUUUUGUAGUUCUCGAUAAGAUUCGCUUUAAUUAUCAUUACGCAGAUUACGAUUGAUUGUAAUUAUUAUAUUGUGUUGAUCAUUUUAUAUUGCUGUUAGUGACAGUUAGUGUUUUCGAUAUCUAAGAUUAUUUUAUAAUAAAACUAUGAGCUUUCGGCAAUGACAUAUGAUAACUAAUGAUUUUAUAGAGGUACAUAUUGUAUUGUGUGCAGUUCUGUUUUUAUAUUUUUAUUUUUAUAAUGUAUCUGUGUGGAUUUUAAGUUGUUAACGAACAAACAUCACAAUAUCUUUAUUUUUUUUUGUUAUAGUUAAAAAAAUAUGUAUCAUGAAGGGUAUAACAAUCAGUAAUUCGAUGAUAAUCAAGAAACUAAAGAACUUUAUUUAAUGAGCAUAGGCAUAAUAAUAUAUGUUUACGAUUUCAUCCCUAAAUAAGUCGGAGGGUGUAUGAAAGUCAUACAUUUUAUGUAAUUGUAGUAAAAAUUGAUGUUUCAUGUCAUGUAUUAUUCGAUUGAUCAAUCGGUUGACAUGUUGCAAGUAUUCGUUUCUUAGUACAUCUAUUGGUGGCAUCGAACUGCCGCGUUUAAGCAUCACGCGCUAGAUGGCGCUGAUUGAAAAAAUCUUCUAGGGAUCCACAAUUAUGUGGUGCCCGAAAAUUCGGGUAAAUGAUGUUUUGUGAUCUAGGAUAAUUUUAACUAACCAAAAACCUACCAAGGUACCUACAAGAACAGAAAUGUGUCAAUUCCUAUGUUCCUUGAGGAUCGUAUCGAAUUGUGAUACCCUUUUAGUUACAUGUUAUAUAUAACUAUUAUUUACGCUUUCAUUACAAUUAUUGAUCGUUACCAAUGACCACGUUUGAAUCGCCUAGUGUUGUAAAUAGUACAAUUUAUGAAGAAAAUAAUAUUUUUAAUAUAAAUGGACGUGUAUUUGUGAUCAACGGAACGACCACCGAUGGUGUUUGCAAGUCAGUACUUAGAUACUAUAUUCAAUGAAAUUUCUCUUAGCUUUCACAAAAAAAAAUGUGUAUCAAAAAUACCUCUCUAUAGUGAUGAAAAGGAAUCAAAGGGUUUUAGAUGAUAUUAAUAAGUAUGUGGUAAGUUUUUUUAAUAAUGUUCAAGUUUUGAAUGAAUAAUAUUUGACAAAUUCUACAUAUUAUGACAGUUAUACUUGCCAACUGUUUCGAAUGUACUCUUUCAAUUUUAUGUAAAAAAAAGAAACCAUUAACAUACAGUUAUUUGGAGAUAUACCGAAGUUAUCCAAAGUUGAGAAAUAUUGAAUAAUGUUUGUUGUUCACUAAAAAGGACAUAACUGACGCUUUUGUAAAUAUAUAGCACGAGAUAUGGUCAUGUCAAAGAGUCGCUCUUGAGAGCCGUUUUUUUUUUUACAUAGCGAUUAUCCGGUCUGUACCUUGUUGUCGUCUAAAUAAAGAUCGAAUUUGUAUGAGUUUUAAUUUUGUUUAAAAGGGUUUUUAGUUGUUAAAGCUAGUGUCGGUUUAAUUAUAUUUUGUGAUGUAUUCUGAUUGUAAUAAGGGUGGUUUUUAUAUUUCACAAAGAUUGUGUAUCUAAGCUUCUACCUGCUCAGACAAAUAAUGAUUAAUCCGGCACUCGUUAUAUUUUCAAUAUAUACAUUCAGCCAUAAGUUCGCAAUAACUACAAUAAAGUAUGGAAUUUACACGAA
Messenger RNA from Galleria mellonella (greater wax moth), 7687 nucleotides. It is a transcript of the gene Med, whose product is annotated as mothers against decapentaplegic homolog 4. The transcript has 14 exons. Gene Ontology annotation, cellular component: heteromeric SMAD protein complex. Lineage: Eukaryota; Metazoa; Arthropoda; Insecta; Lepidoptera; Pyralidae. Gene Ontology annotation, biological process: anatomical structure morphogenesis; BMP signaling pathway; regulation of transcription by RNA polymerase II. Gene Ontology annotation, molecular function: I-SMAD binding; RNA polymerase II cis-regulatory region sequence-specific DNA binding; DNA-binding transcription factor activity, RNA polymerase II-specific. The coding region runs from base 167 to 2434 and encodes 755 amino acids. The record is from RefSeq and is a predicted model, not a curated record.